GUGUGAAGCCCCGCCCAUUGGUAAGCCUACCGCACAACAGUGCUGCAUUCUAUAUAGUCUCCAAACGUAUCGUGUGGUUUAUUCGGACGGCAACGUAAAGAUCAGAUGCCUCAGUGACCAGAUGCUGUCUGAAACGUUUGGAUGUCCAGGUUGUGUUGCAGGUCUUUGUAUAGACUGAAAUGGAGAAGAAAGACUUGAAUAAGUGGCCCGAGGGUGAUUCACAGCCAGGUUACUUCUCCACUUGCAAAUGUAUGACUUUAGCUGCCAUAUUGAUUCUUUUCAUCAUCGGGGCUGCUGUGGGUUUUAUGACAGCUUACUUAAUACAAGAGGAACAUUAUUUCAUGGAGACAGUGGAAUUGCAAGGGCUCAGUUAUGAUCCAGAUCUGAGUGAUAAAACAUCAGGAUUCUAUGUAGUUCUGACUGCGACUCUGAAAGAAAAGAUCAGGAAUAUCUUUAGCGCCUCUGCAGUAGCAAGUCACUUUAUUGACUGCCAGAUAGUUGCAUAUGGGAAUGCCAACAUAAAUGUUUUGACAACUCUACGUUUGGUCUUCCGGAUCUCUCAAGUCCAGGGGUAUACAGAGAGUUUUGUUCAAGACCUCCUCCGCACUGGACUGAAGGCCAUGUUGAACGGGAAACCCAUCGUUGUCCCAGAUUACGGAGAGAUCAGUAGCAUCAUCCUUCUUGGGGCAAAUGGAAAAUCAUUCUGUGAGAUUGGGAAUGACACAAGUAAAUGUCCUGAAGAAACAUUCACUUGUGGUAACGGCGACUGCAUCACAAAGCUAAAUCCAGAAUGUGACUUUAUAACAGACUGUGUUGAUGGUUCAGAUGAAGCCUUUUGCUCCUGUGGAACACGUCCAGCCAUGGCUAACCGUGUUGUGGGUGGUGAAAACUCCCGUCAUGGGGAGCUACCCUGGCAAGUCAGUCUCAGACUACGUGGCUAUCAUACCUGUGGUGCAUCCAUCGUCAACAAUCACUGGCUUGUCAGCGCUGCCCAUUGUUUUGAAACAGAAAACAAUCCAAAAGAUUGGACAGCUCUUGUGGGAGCCAAUCUAGUCAGUGGAGAGGAGCAAGAAGCCACCAUAGUAAACAUCAAGUCCCUGGUUAUCUCUCCAAGCUACGAUCCCAUGACCACUGACAGCGAUGUGACCGUGUUGAAGUUGGAAACGCCGUUGACGUUCAGCUCUUAUGUUCAGCCAGUCUGUAUCCCAUCAUCCUCUCAUAUUUUCAGUGCUGGGCAGAACUGCAUCGUCUCUGGCUGGGGAACUCUUAAUCAGUACAACAGUGAGGUGCCUUCUACAUUACAGAAGGCAAUUGUGAAGAUCAUUGAUUCGAACGUUUGCAACAGGUCUUCUGUAUACAGUGGUACACUUACCCAAAAUAUGAUGUGUGCUGGUUUUCUUCAAGGGAAGGUGGACUCUUGUCAGGGAGAUUCCGGAGGCCCUCUGGUAUGUGAGGUGUCCCCUGGACGCUUUUUCUUGGCUGGCGUGGUGAGCUGGGGAGCGGGAUGUGCACAGAUCAACAAGCCUGGGGUCUACUCCCGGAUCACCAAGCUCCGCAACUGGAUUCUGAGCUACACCAAUACUGCACCAACAAUCCAAGUCACCCCCACUGUCCCUAGCGUUAAAACCACUGCAGUUCACAACACUAAAUCUAUGAACCCAUCCUCUGAGCAUGUCAGUAAUGAUUAUAACCCUGCUCCUGGGAACUGCAGUGGUAAUUAUAACUGUGGCAGAGACAUGUGCAUCAGCAAGACAAACCCAGAGUGUGAUGGAGUCAGUGACUGCCCCAAUGAUGCAGAUGAGAAAAACUGUGACUGUGGGAAUCGUCCAGUCAUUGGCCAGGAGAGGAUUAUUGAUGGCGUCACCGCCUACAGAGGUGAAUGGCCGUGGGUGGGCAGUCUGCAGUACCAAGGCACUCACCGCUGUGGAGCUACACUUGUCGACUGCAAAUGGCUCCUGACUGCAGCUUAUUGCUUCAGAGGUGACCUGAACCCCGCCAGCUGGACGGUAAGUCUCGGCUCGGUCAUUUGGUCUGGAGUGGGUGCUCUGGUGAUUCCAGUGCAAAGGAUCAUCCCUCAUCCUGCUUUCAAUAGCAGCAACAUGGACUUCGAUGUGGCCCUGGUUGAAAUGUCCAUCCUCGUCCCAAAGUCUUACACCAUCCAGACUGUGUGUUUGCCUUCUCCCUGGCAUAUCUUCAACAAAAAUAUGGAAUGCUACAUCACUGGAUGGGGUGCUGUGAGGGAGGAUGGCAUGAUAACUAAUUUGCUGCAAAAAGCACAGGUUAGUAUCAUUGAUCAGCUGGACUGCCUGGAAGCUAACGGGGCUGAACUUACCAACAACAUGAUGUGUGUUGGCUCUACGGAAGGAGACAGGGACACAUGUUUGGGAGACUCAGGGGGCCCUCUGGUGUGCCAUGAACCCCAGGGCCGGUGGUUUCUGGCUGGGGUGACCAGCUGUGGUGGACUUGGCUUCCCGGGAGUUUACAUGCAAGUCACUGCUGUCAGAGAAUGGAUAUCUACAUACCUCCUUUUUUAAGAAUACAAUCUAGAAAUAUCCUCCACCAUCAUUCUCACAAGUGACGUGCAGUCGUGUCUCUCAGCUGAAAAGAAUGCAUGAAACUCAAAAGGACAAUUUUACCAACAGGUUCCUACUGUACUGUCAAAAUAUUUAUUUUUGGUAUUUAUUAACAAUGCAUUCUGGUGUAUGAAGCAGUAGCCCUACUAAAGCUGUUGAGGUGAUUAAACCAUGCGGCCCCCACUGAAUCUGAAGACAUUUUUAACAAAGAUUUUGAAGGAAGAACCAGUGGAGAUGUUACUCUUUG
This is a messenger RNA of Cyprinus carpio (common carp), 2820 nucleotides long. Its product is annotated as transmembrane protease serine 9-like. Lineage: Eukaryota; Metazoa; Chordata; Actinopteri; Cypriniformes; Cyprinidae. The transcript has 15 exons. Gene Ontology annotation, biological process: proteolysis. Gene Ontology annotation, molecular function: protein binding; serine-type endopeptidase activity. The coding region runs from base 180 to 2534 and encodes 784 amino acids. The record is from RefSeq and is a predicted model, not a curated record.